Molecule: messenger RNA, 2385 nt
Organism: Paramecium tetraurelia
Lineage: Eukaryota; Ciliophora; Oligohymenophorea; Peniculida; Parameciidae
Exons: 3
Biological process (GO): regulation of membrane potential; potassium ion transmembrane transport
Cellular component (GO): membrane
Molecular function (GO): voltage-gated potassium channel activity
Source: RefSeq, a predicted model, not a curated record
AUGUAUGAAAUGCAGAGUUUUAAGAAUAAUAUGAUAUGGAAGAAAAAUGGACUAAUCAUCACCAUAAGAAUAUUUACAUUCAUUAGAAAGAUGUUGGCGAAUCUACAUUCAUAUCAAUUUAGAAAGCUCACUCAUCAAAAUUUUAAAGCCUUGAAUGAUCAAUCUGCAUAUUACCGAUUCUACGCAAAUCAGAAUUAUGUUAAUAGUAACUUGACAUAUAUGGACAAAAUAAGAUACUGGUUCAAUGCUAAUAACUUUCUAAAUAAAAUAAAGACUGGCUACAAAUAUACAUUAUUUAGUCACACAAUAAAUCCUAAUAACAGUUUCAAACUAAUUUUUGAUUUCAUCCUUUCAAUAAUGCUAAUCAUCAAUGUGACGUAUUUGCCUAUGAAUAUGAGUUUCAAUAUAGAAUGGCCAGAAGCAGAAGUAAUAUUAUUGAUGUUACCAGAUUAUUUAUUUCUCAUUCAUAUAAUACUUCAAUUCAACACAGCAUAUUAUGACUCUGGAGUAUUGAAGUCUUAAAGAAAAGAAAUAGCAAAACAUUACUUAAAAAAUAGUUGCAUUUUAGAUUGUCUGAGUAUGGUCCCUCUGAUCUUCAAUUUUGAUCAAAGUUACUUUAUGAACUUCUUCAUAUUGCUUAGAUUGAAUGCAUUAGUGGACAUAUUACUAUUUUUUGAGGAAAAUUACAAUAUGCGUAAAAACUAUGGGACCUACAUUGACGUCAUUAAAUUAAUGAGUAUAUUUCUAUAUUCGUCCCACAUCUUUGCUUGUCUCUUUUUCUUAAUAGCCAAAACUGAAAUAAGUGAUGGAGUCUAGAAUACUUGGAUAUAGAUCAACCAUAUACAAGACGUAUCUUGGUAAUAAUAAUAUGUUACGGCACUGUAUUGGGGUUCAGUGACUACCUUAACAAUAGGAUAUGGAGAUAUUCUACCGACCACUAAUAUAGAGAGGGCUUAUGUAAUUCUAGUGGCAUUAUUAAGUUCGAUAGUAUUUGGAUUCACCAUCUCAAACAUAGGAUAGAUUUUCAAUAAUAUCACUGAGUUGAAGAAGACUCAAAGACAUCGGAUGAGCAUGAUAACUUCGUUUAUCCAAAAGAGAGGUUUGAAUAAGGAGUUAGAGAUCAGAGUCAGGAAGUUCUUUGAGUAUUAUUUUUAAAUAGAGGAAAACAGGGAUCAGGAAUGUGAAGUCCUAAUGCAGUAAUUAACUGAAGAUUUAAGGAAGGAAGUUAAAAUAGACUUCUAUAAGAAAUACUUAAUGAAGCAACCUUUAAUUUUUAAAACCUUUAGUGAAGAGUUUAUAAAUAAGAUUUGCUUAAUCAUGCAUGAACGGCUCUUGAUCCCCGAAGAAAGGUUUCUGUUUAAAGGCGAUCAAGUGAAUGAACUAUCAUUCAUCAUAGAAGGCUAUGCGGACAUUAUCAUUGAGUUUAAUAAAAAUAAACAAAAUAAGCUCUCUCAGAUUCGCAGAUUGGAUUCAUCUUAAAGCAUUGCUAUGAAUUACUUCUUCACUUAAUCGCCGAUCCCCUAUACAAUUAAAUCGAAAACAUUCACAAGAAUAGUCUAAAUCAAUUUAUAAGAACUUCAAUAAUUAUUAGUGUCCUAUCCCAAAGAUUGGGAGAAAUUUAAAAAGUUACAACAGAGCAUAAGGUUGAAUGAAUGUCCUUUGAUAGAAUGUGAUAUUUGCAAAUAGACUCACUAAUUAGAGAAAUGCAAUGUCUUAUUUUAUACUCCCAAUUCAAAAUAGAUAAUUAAGAAGAUAUAUUAAGUUAAGUAGGAUCGCUCCAAUUUCAUCCGAGAAAACAGAAUACAAUAUCAAACCUUUAAUGACAAAUUGAGUGUCCAGGAGGGUGUACUAUCUUUUGCAGUUGACGAAAACUAUUUCUAAAAGGAAUCAAUUAAUGAAGAAUUUGUAUAGAAAUACGAUUUCGUUCGAUUGCGAAAUGCUGAAUUGAAUAUGGAAAACAGAUCAGUUAAAAUUGCGUAGUCCAAAGAAGAGCCAAAAAUAAUUAAAAGAAGAAACGGUGUCAGAGCCUCGAUCAGAUAGGUUAUUGCUGAAAGUAAUGAGUCAUCGGAUAGUGAUUCUCAGAAUCUCAUCUAGAUGUUCAAAAUACUCUCGUAUAGGUCGUCAGAAUAAAUUGAAUUCAAAAAUUAUCCAGAUUAAAUACUUUAUAAUGAAUAUUUAAAUAUCAUCAAGCCUGAUGUUGUAUCCUAUCUAGAUAAACAGAAAGAAUUUGAACAUUUUAACCCGCAGGAUAAUAUCACGAAUGUUUUACAGAGAAAUAUCGAAGUCAAUAAAAACUAUUUAAAGCUUAAAACUAAAAAGUCCAGAAGACUAAUUAAAAAAUCCACAUGGCUGGACAGCGUUAAACCUAAGAAAGUGCAAUUUUGA